CAUUUUAAACUACACACCAUAUUUGCCAAGAGCAGUUGUAGAAGAUGCCAUCGAGAGAGCCUUUAAAGUCUGGAGUGAUGUGACACCACUAACGUUCGAAAGGGUCUUUGAAGAGGAAGGAGAUAUUGUGUUCUCCUUCCACAGAGGAGACCAUGGUGACGUUUACCAAUUUGACGGAUCUAAAUAUCACUUUGCUCACGCUUUUCUGCCAGGCCCAGGUUUGGGGGGCGAUGUUCAUUAUGAUCUUGAUCAGAAGUGGACCGACAACAGUGAGAAUUUCAACUUGUUCUAUGUUACGGCUCAUGAACUGGGCCACUCUCUUGGACUCUCCCAUUCUAAUGAUGAAGAGGCACUAAUGUUCCCCAGCUACACAUGGGGCAAUAAAGACUUUGUGCUAAACCAGGACGAUAUUAAUCGCAUCCAGGCUUUAUAUGGAUCUUCACCAAAUCCCAUCCAGCCAACAGGUGCAGCACCAAAUCCAUGUAAUAGUGGUCUAACUUUUGAUGCUAUAACUACAUAUCGCGGGGAGGUGAUAUUCUUUAAAGACAG
Molecule: messenger RNA, 549 nt
Organism: Grammomys surdaster
Lineage: Eukaryota; Metazoa; Chordata; Mammalia; Rodentia; Muridae
Product: interstitial collagenase B-like
Exons: 4
Biological process (GO): extracellular matrix organization; proteolysis; collagen catabolic process
Cellular component (GO): extracellular matrix
Molecular function (GO): zinc ion binding; metalloendopeptidase activity
Source: RefSeq, a predicted model, not a curated record